UCUCUCUCUCUCUCAGUGUGAGUUCAGGAAAAUGGCUGAAGCCAGUAUUUCAGUAGCUCAGGACCAGUUCAUGUGUCCAGUGUGUCUGGAUCUCCUGAAGGAUCCGGUGACUAUCUCCUGUGGUCACAGUUUCUGUAAGGUGUGCAUUAAUGGCUGCUGGGAUCAGGAGGAUCAGAAGGGCGUCUACAGCUGUCCUCAGUGCAGAGACACUUUCACUACAAGGCCUGUUCUACGCAGAAACAACAUGCUGGAUGAAGUGGUGGAGAAACUGAAGAAGACUGAAGUUCAAGCUGCUUCUUCUGCUCACUGUUACGCUGGACCUGGAGAUGUGGAGUGUGAUUUCUGCACCGGGAGAAAACACAAAGCUGUCAAGUCCUGUCUGAUGUGUUUGACUUCAUUUUGUGAAACUCAUCUGAAACCCCAUGUUGAACUUCCUGCUUUGAACAAACACACAUUAAUCGAAGCCUCAGCAAAACUCAAAGAGAAGAUCUGCUCUGAACAUCACAAGCUGAUUGAGAUCUACUGUUGUACUGAUCAAACCUGCAUCUGUUAUUUGUGUAUGAUGGAUCAUCACAAAGGUCACGACACAGUCACAGCCGCAGCAGAAAGAGCUGAGAAACAGAGUGAGUUAAAGGAGGAGCAGAUGAAAUCCCAGCAGAGAAUCCAGGAGAAGCAGAAGAAGGUGCAGGAGCUGAAACAGGCUGUGAACACUAUAAAGCUCAGUGCACAGACAGCAGUGGAGGACAGUGAGAGGAUCUUUACUGAGCUGAUCAGCUCCAUGGAGAAAAAGCGCUUGAAGGUGACGGAGCUGAUCAGAGAUCAGGAGAAGGCUGAACUGAGUCGAGCUGAACGACUCCUGGAGCAACUGGAGCAGGAGAUUGCUGAUCUUCAGAGGAGAGUCACUGAGCUGGAGCAGCUUUCACACACACACGAUCACAUCUAUUUCCUCCAGGUUUUAGCUUCUGGACGUCAGUCUCCUCCAUUUCUCAAACCAAAUUUUCACACAUCCAGCAUCACCAUCCAUCAACAUCUCUCAUUUGAUGGAGUGAGGAAUUCUCUCUCUGUUCUGAAGAAGAGACUCGAGGAAUUCUGUGAGGAGGAAUUCAACAAAAUCCCUCCACAUGCUGCAGCAGUUCAGAUCAUUUCAGUACAAGAACCACAGAGCAGAGAAGAAUUUCUGAAAUAUUUCUGUUAUCUGACUCUGGAUCCCAACACGGCACAUCGUCGCCUCAUUCUGUCUGAGAAGAACAGAAUGCAACAGGUGUGCGCAAUGAUCAAUUGA
Molecule: messenger RNA, 1282 nt
Organism: Neoarius graeffei (lesser salmon catfish)
Lineage: Eukaryota; Metazoa; Chordata; Actinopteri; Siluriformes; Ariidae
Product: E3 ubiquitin/ISG15 ligase TRIM25-like
Exons: 7
Coding region: 32-1282 (416 amino acids)
Molecular function (GO): zinc ion binding
Source: RefSeq, a predicted model, not a curated record